Lethenteron reissneri (Far Eastern brook lamprey) is the source of this 2073-nucleotide messenger RNA. Its product is annotated as cyclin-dependent kinase inhibitor 1-like. The record is from RefSeq and is a predicted model, not a curated record. Gene Ontology annotation, molecular function: cyclin-dependent protein serine/threonine kinase inhibitor activity. Gene Ontology annotation, cellular component: cyclin-dependent protein kinase holoenzyme complex; nucleus. Gene Ontology annotation, biological process: regulation of G1/S transition of mitotic cell cycle; DNA damage response; signal transduction by p53 class mediator. Lineage: Eukaryota; Metazoa; Chordata; Hyperoartia; Petromyzontiformes; Petromyzontidae.
CUGUAAGGGGGGUGGUCUUUCUACUCGCGUCUCGAGUCGUAAACAAGACGACGACGCUGGAUCGAGAGGCUUCUCUCUCCUCCUCCUCCCACCACCUCCACUUCGUGCGCCAGAGACGAGCGAGUGCGGAGCGAGUUGGUGGGAAGAGAUCAUCACGAGAAAUUGUACACGAGAGCACGAUUUUCGGAUUUAAAAAAUAACCUUUGACGGCCGACGUUCAAUUAUUCCGUGUUCGAGCUUCCAGCAGCAACAACAAAAUACAAGACGAGGAAGAGAAAAGAACCACACGCACACGAGAGAGAGAAAGCACACAGACAGUCGCGAGGCAUCUCGAACCUCCCUCCACACAUUGCGCGCUCCUCCUCGUCGCCUUCUUCUUCUCCGCCACGGACAUGGAGGGCGCAGUCGGAGCCGGGGGGCUCUCGGCGGCCAGGGCAUUGCUGGGCUCGCCCGGCAAGGAGGGCGCACGGCGGAAUCUGUUCGGCACCCGCGUGGACGGCGCCGCACUGCGCAUGGAACUGGACGAGUUGCUGCGCGAAUCUCUGGACGCGGCGCGCAGCCGCUGGUCGUUCGACGUCUCCUCGGAGACGCCCGUGCCGGGGGGACACUUCGAGUGGGAGGCGGCGAGGGCGCAGAGCAUCCCGGCCUUCUACCGGGCUCGAGCCGCGAGCCGCAGCCGGCGGCCGGAGCCGGCCCGGUCGACGGAGACGCGGAGUCGCCCCCCCGGGGUCGUGGAGCAGACCUCGUCGCCCGAGGACGACGGCUGCGCAGCGGGUCCCGCGCGUAAGCGGAGGCGGCAGCAGCAGCAGCGGAUAACUGAUUUCUUCACGAGCAAGAAGGUGAAGACGUCCCCUGCCAAGCGAGUGGCACAGCCCACCCAGAGGCCAGCGGCGGCUACAGCAAAGCGGCCAGCGAUGUGACUCUCACCACCUACCCACCCGACCUGCCUGGACCCCUUUACCUGCCCGACUUCCCGGUGUCCACGGCAACACACGGGGGGGUGGAGGGUGGGGCCGUAAUUAUGCACGAAACGUUGGACUUCAAUCAGAACAGCAUUUUGUUUGUUUGUUUGUUAUUAAAUUAUUAUUAUUAUUAUUUGUUCAUAAGUUCAGAAACAACAUUAAGUAAACAUACAAGGUUGUUGAUACCUGUAUUAUGAUUCUUCCCAUGCCAGGGAAUGUGUGUAAAUACCAAAGAAUGUGGGUAUUUUAUUAUAUAACACAACGGGAAAUAAUGACACUAUACAACUUAUCUGAAGGAAGCUCGCACGUGUGUGUGUGGGCUGUGGGCAGUUCUUCAUGCUUCCGGAGUCCCUGACUCUCUGCUCGCAAUCAUGAAUGGCUUUCGUGACGGUGGGCAGGCCCGGGUGAAGCUACGUGGCCACCUUGGGGUGCGACACGGAUGUCCUCUGGCUCCCACAUUAUUUUCCAUCAUAGUUCGAGAAGCUUUCCAUGGCUGUACCUGAGGAACUGAUCCUGGACCUUGCCUAGGUCGAUAAUAAGUACGUGGUGCGGUGUGUAAAAUCAUCGCCACUGGGGAGACAGUGUUCAAUUUAAAGUGUGUUUAUUACACAGCACUGAUAUACACGUUGGAGUAGAGCCAGUGAAGUUAAAACGACUGAGUUUGUGGUAAAACUAAGCCUUUUAAGCGACAAUAACAGGAUCUAUGUUUUCGCAGAGCAUACACUUUUCCCUCCGUAACUUUUAUCUGCCAAUAGCCUACGCUACAAUUAGCGCCGAGUUCCCAAUUAAAGCAGCUAUUUUAUCUGGGCAUUAUACAAUAUUAGGAUUAUUAAAAUAUAGACCUGAAUUUGGUAUAUAUUUCAAGAUGCAAAUAUAUUGACAUGAGCUAGCAUAAAACACGUAAUAACAUUAUGCCCUACAUUGUGUAGCCUAAUAUAAGUAACAAUUGCCAGACCACUGCAAGUGUAUAGUGUCCCUUGAAAGACUACCUGUCAGGAAAAUGUAUUUAGCGUUUGUGCUAUAUUUCUGUGUCUUUUACAUAUAAAUACGUUGUGCACUAUUGUAAAUUUACAGCGUUUUUGUAAUAAAGUCACAACUUGUUUUCUUUACA